AGAAUGACAUUUGUUCAUGCCGGCAGCAAGCCCAGCCAGUUGGCAGGGGCCCUUCUGCAAUAAAAUAUUAAUAAUAAUGAAAAAACAGCCUUUUUAUCAUCUGAGGUAUUUGUAGCAGAUUCUCUGAGUAACUUUCUUCACUCCCUUAUUCAUUCAUGUUGUGUGGAAUAUAUUGGAUUCCAUCUUCUCACAGCCCUGUGGGGAGACAUUGUGAUGGCUUCCCUCCAGCAAGCCUUGGCAGUCUCCAGCUAUACACUGUUAUUUGAUUAAGGAUUUGGCGUGGAAGCUAAGUCGUCAUCAGAGAAGCCAUGAAAAGAAGUGGCUGCUGGCACCAGAGGAUGCUGCUCUCCCUCGUACUUUUGAUUUGGACACAUGUUACUUUUUCAGCGCUUAUCAGAUCACAUAACUUUUCUCGAUGGCCUAAGCCUCCAUGCAAAAUGUAUUACCCAAUAGACCCUGAUUAUGAAGCUAACUGUCCAGAUGUGAAAGCAUAUGUUUGUGCUACCAAUGGCUUGACCUACAAGAACGAGUGUUUCUUUUGCAUUGACCGGUGGGAGUUUGGACCUCACAUCCAGUUUGUCAAAUAUGGAAAGUGUGAAUAGUGGUUCCCGAACACCUUCGUUUGCUUACUCCUUUCAUUACUUCAUUCUGGGGAUUAUUUCUUUGGGAAUUUGAGGCGUUUGAUUUGCCAAUUUUUUCACCUCUGUGCCAUACCCAAAUUUCCAGCCAAAUGGAAAACAAAAGAGUUGAAAAAUGAGAAAAAGGUCAUAUUUGUUGCAAAUAAACAUCUGAAU
Molecule: messenger RNA, 794 nt
Organism: Mus caroli (Ryukyu mouse)
Lineage: Eukaryota; Metazoa; Chordata; Mammalia; Rodentia; Muridae
Gene: Spink13
Product: serine peptidase inhibitor Kazal type 13
Molecular function (GO): protein binding
Source: RefSeq, a predicted model, not a curated record